GGUGUUUAAGUGAUUAAUUAAUGGGUUGGUGUUGUGAUCAUUACGUAGUGGAUGUUGUAUAGGCAAUAUUUUGUUGCAAUCACUUUCAACUUCAAGUGUCAGUUACUUUGUUAGUUAAAAUGAGUGGUGGAGCACUUCAGAAAGCUAUUGAUUUGGUGACAAGGGCUACAGAAGAAGACAGGAAGAAGAAUUACAGUGAAGCUUUCAAACUGUAUAAUCAUGGGGUUGAAUAUUUUCUUCAUGCCAUUAAAUAUGAAGCACAGAGUGAAAGAGCUAAGGAAAGUAUUCGUGUUAAAUGUACCCAGUAUUUAGAAAGAGCAGAAAAACUUAAGUCUUAUCUGAAGAAGGAUAAGGAAAAGAAGCCAGUAAAGGCAGGAGAAAAUGGAUCCAAAAAAGAAGAAAAUAACAGUGACAGUGAAGAAGAUGAUCCAGACAAGAAGAAACUUCUUAAUCAGUUAGAAGGUGCUAUUGUAAUGGAAAAACCUAAUGUCAUGUGGGCUGAUGUGGCUGGGUUAGAAGGAGCUAAGGAGGCUUUGAAAGAAGCUGUGAUACUUCCCAUCAAGUUCCCUCAUCUUUUCACGGGGAAAAGAAAACCUUGGAAAGGAAUUUUGCUUUUUGGACCACCUGGUACUGGAAAAUCUUUUCUUGCCAAAGCAGUAGCAACUGAAGCCAAUAAUUCCACAUUCUUUUCAGUAUCUUCUUCACAUCUAGUCUCCAAAUGGUUAGGAGAAAGUGAAAAACUGGUCAAAAACCUGUUUGAAAUGGCUCGUCAGCAUAAGCCAAGCAUCAUCUUUAUAGAUGAAAUUGACUCACUUUGCAGUUCACGAUCGGAUAAUGAAUCAGAGUCAGCUAGGAGAAUCAAAACUGAAUUUCUUGUGCAAAUGCAAGGUGUGGGCACUGACAAUGAUGGAAUUCUUGUUUUGGGAGCAACCAAUAUCCCAUGGGUCCUAGAUGCUGCCAUCAGAAGAAGGUUUGAGAAGAGAAUCUAUAUUCCUUUACCGGAAGAAAUGGCUCGGCUUCAAAUCUUUAAGCUUCACAUAGGGAAUACUCCUAACUCAAUGAGAGAAGAAGAUCUCCAUAUCCUUGCCAAGAAAACUGAGGGGUACUCCGGAGCUGAUAUUUCUGUCCUGGUUAGAGAUGCUCUAAUGCAACCUGUAAGGAAAGUCCAAACAGCUACCCAUUUUCGUAAGGUGCGAGGUCCAUCCAGAGAUGACCCAAAUAUAAUUGUUGAUGAUUUGUUGACCCCUUGUUCACCUGGCUCUCCAGGAGCUAUUGAAAUGUCGUGGAUGGAUGUACCUGGAGAGAAGCUGUUGGAGCCAGUUGUCACCAUGAGUGACGUUUUGUUAUCAUUGGCUAAUUCAAAACCUACAGUUAAUGAUCACGACUUGGUAAAACUAAAGUUAUUCAUGGAUGAUUUCGGACAGGAAGGUUAGCAGAAAGCUAAAGUCUAUUUCAAAGUUUACUGACUUUGUGUCAUGGCUAAGAAUGGAAACAUUAUGAAACUCCAAGAAGAAAGGGACAUUGGUGUAUGAAAAAUAAAUUAAUCUUCUUAUAUCUUGAAUUUUAUGACAUACUUUCAGUAUAGAUUUGUCAGUGAGACAUUUCAGUAAUAUAAAAUUGUUAUACCAUAGUUAUAAAAAGCUGAUUGCAAUGAAUCACUAGGUCAUUCAACAAGACUUUCCAAUCACAGAUUGUUUUUUUAAAGAGUUUAGAUCAUCAUGAACUUAUAAACUAUAAACAUAUUAUGAAUCAUAAAAGGUUUUUCUCAAAUUUCUUACAUUUAUUUCUGCUAGUAGAGAAACUGACAUGAAUGAAAAAUUCUUUAGUGCAAGUUUAAAAAUCAAUUUUUUUCUUAUGAUUUAGUGUGUUUAUCUUUAACCUACAAAAACUAUUAAUUUUAAUAAAUUCAUAGCAUCAGUAAAUGAUCUAAAUGUUACAGGAAGAAGAUGCUAGUAAUUUGUUUAAGUAUUAUAAUGAUGUUGUAAAAUCUCUAUUAGAGUGUUGAGAGAAAACUAUUUAACUUAACACAAAUCACAUAAAUUUUAAGAAACUUAGAUACUACCAGUUCCAGGGUUAUGUGCCAGGAAGAAAAUAGUGUGUUUCAAGUUACUUUGACUUCAAAGUAACUUGUCUACAAGACCAAGUCCAAAACAUUCAACUGAUCCUACCAUAAAUUUAAAAUCACUGUAUUUAAAAUGUAUCUGACAGCAGUAUCUUUUGCAUAGUAAAUAGAUAUAUAUAUAUAAAGCUAUCACUUCUUCAACUAGCGUGUUAGCUCUCUCUGUCUUGCCUGUUUCCCUUCCUGGCUCAUGGCCUUGUUAUCCUCUGUAAAUAUUGGUAAUGUGUACCUAUGUAUUUUAUUGCUAAAAUUUGAAAUAAAAUGUUUAUGUACCUCUGA
Molecule: messenger RNA, 2398 nt
Organism: Limulus polyphemus (Atlantic horseshoe crab)
Lineage: Eukaryota; Metazoa; Arthropoda; Merostomata; Xiphosura; Limulidae
Gene: Vps4
Product: vacuolar protein sorting-associated protein 4B-like
Exons: 13
Coding region: 120-1433 (437 amino acids)
Biological process (GO): endosomal transport; vacuole organization
Molecular function (GO): ATP hydrolysis activity; ATP binding
Source: RefSeq, a predicted model, not a curated record